This is a messenger RNA of Rhizophagus irregularis DAOM 181602=DAOM 197198, 495 nucleotides long. NCBI's taxonomy places the organism in Eukaryota, Fungi, Glomeromycota, Glomeromycetes, Glomerales, Glomeraceae. The record is from RefSeq and is a predicted model, not a curated record.
AUGCAUCAACACACGUUCUUCAAAUCAAAUUUAUAUCACAAUAUUCGAAAUGAUAAUAAUAAUACUAGAAAAAUCAAAGCUAGUGGUGUAGUAAACUCUAAACAAUCACAUGGAAACAUGUUACAUCAACGAUGGAAUAAUCGAGUAAAGAAGAAAAUUUAUUCAAAUAGAUUGGGCAUUUCCUAUGAUUCAUCCUAUCAUGCUCGAAAUGUAAGUUCAGUACUUAAACAUAAUAAUACACAUAUGUAUAGGAAACGUUUAGAUAAAUUCUCACCUAAAUAUAGUGAUAAUGACAAAACAAAAAAACGACAAGAAAACCAGUUUGCACGCCUUUGUAAACGUAUCUUCAACAAACCUGAACAUAAUCGACGUAAUACUACACGUCAUCAAUUAAACACAGCACGACGCUACAGAUUCUUAUUUCUUCCAUCACAAUAUAUUAACAAACCGAUCAAACAUUUGAUAUAUACUCAUGGUUUAGACAACCCAAACUAA